This is a messenger RNA of Rosa rugosa (rugosa rose), 1638 nucleotides long. RefSeq lists its product as uncharacterized. Bases 1 to 1638 code for a protein of 545 amino acids. The transcript has a single exon. The record is from RefSeq and is a predicted model, not a curated record. Lineage: Eukaryota; Viridiplantae; Streptophyta; Magnoliopsida; Rosales; Rosaceae.
AUGCCUCGCCGUCACCAAUCACCCUCUCCGCUCCUCUCUCUGCCGGUUCUCAUCAUCCUCCUCCCCACCAUCAUCUUACUCUUCCUCAUCUACACCAUCCCUCCACUUGUAUCCCUCACCUCCCAACUCCUCCAGCCCACCGUCUCCGUCAAGAAAAGCUGGGACUCCCUCAACGUCUUCCUCGUCAUCUUCGCCAUUCUCUGCGGCGUCUUCGCUAGAAAAAACGACGACGGCUUGCCUGAUCCCGACGACGAUCACGUCCAUAUUCACAAUGCUUCCGACCCUUUACUUGGUUCGGCCAUUAACAGAACCACCUCAUCUCCACAAUCAGAACCAGCACUUCAUAUUCCGCAGCAGCAAUGGUUUGGAUACUCGGAGACAACUUCCAAGAUGUAUGACACUCCGGUUAGGACCCCGGAAAACGUCGGCGGAGGCCGGUUGAGGAGGAGAAGCUCGUACCCGGAUCUGAGGCAAGCCGAGUCUCUGUGGCAAACUGUAGAUGAUGAUCAAAGUAAGUCUCAGUUUCGUUUCUUUGAUGACUUCGAAAUCAGCAACUAUAGAACUCACCGACAACACAGAGAGAGCAGCUCCGAUGAUGUUAAGGAGAUUCCAGUGGAUACUUUCGUACUUCAAUCUUCUUCGCCGGCUCCAAAGCCUCCGGCACCAUCGCCUCCGCCUCCUCCGCCGCGUCAUGAGAAACAAAGGACGUAUGAGACGGUUGGUCGACGUAAAGUGGAAGAUGUGAAAGUCGAGGAAGUUCGAUCUACGCCACCUCCGCCGCCACCGCCUCCACGGCCAGUAGCUCCGCCGUCGCCAAUGCGGGUUAGAUCGGACCAGAAACACGGGAGGCUUGAACGGAGGAAGAGUAACGUGAAGAAGGAGAUAGCGAUGGUAUGGAAUUCAGUCGUUCUUUCCAAUCAGAGAAAGAGAAAGAGGAGGCAGAAGGCUACAAGAAACAACAUUUACGAUACUGCCACUCCGGAACCUCCGCCGGAACAACCGCAACCGCCGCCUCCUCCACCUCCGCCGCCGCCCUCUUCUGUUUUUCAUAAUUUAUUCAAGAAGGGAAGCAAAACUAAAAAGGUACAUUCGGUCUCAACCACAGCAGCACCACCACCACCUCCACCGCCGCCGCCGCCGACAGUUUCAGCACGAAAACAUCAGACCCGGAGCUCUAAUCAGCCACCGGCACCGGCACCGACAACCCCGCCGCGUCCACCGCCCGCAGCACACUCCCGGCGCCGGCCGCCAUUGCCGACAAAACCAAGCACCUCCUACGAGGACAAUGUGAACAGCGGCUGCCAGAGCCCGCUGAUUCCGAUUCCGCCGCCGCAGCCGCCUUUCAAAAUGCCGGAGCUGAAGUUUUUCGUGAAGGGAGACUUUGUUAAGAUACGGAGCGGCCAGAGCUCACGGUGUGGGUCCCCUGAACCGGAGGAGGAAGAUGAUGCAAUGCCAGGUGGCAAGGGAGAGUCACAGUCAUCGACAGUGAAGAUAACCGACGGUGCUGGUCGCGGGUCGCCGUCGGUGUUCUGCCCCAGCCCUGAUGUCAACACGAAAGCUGACAACUUCAUUGCGAGGCUUAGAGAUGAGUGGAGGCUCGAGAAGAUGAACUCACUCAGGGAAAAGAAGAUGAAAUGA